AAGUAUUCAGAAAGUCAUCUUUUACUUCUCAAUCACUUUGUUAUCUAUCUCCAUUUUUUCUAUUCUUCUCCAACAGCUAUCCACAAGAGGGGAGAGUAACUCGGGAAGAUCAAGCAGAUUGGGUGACUGGGCGGACGAAGCAGAGGCGUGCGAGGAGGGUGAAGGCGCAGUAGAUGCCAGCAGCAUCGGGAACGACGCAGCAGAUGCCAACAGAAUCGGGAAGGACUCAGCAAGAAGGAAGAAGUGCCUCUAUCUCAGAUGGGUGUAUUGCUCAUCGGAACCGUGUGAUUCAACAGGAACUAAGUCUACAAGAGGUAAGACGAUUGAUUGCAGCUGGGCGACGGUUGGGCAUGCAGUUCCAAGGAAAUGAAGAGGAGGUGGAAUCUCGAUUUUUAGAGCUGGAGCAGAGGGAUGAGAGGGUUGGGGGGAACGGUGAAGAGGAGGGAACUGGGACAGUUUUUGUCAAAUUGGAGGAAUUUACAGGAGAUGGGUACUUGGGUAUAAAAGGAGUUUGGGGUUCAAAAGAGGAGCAGUGUGUUUUUGUGAACGUAUAUGCUCCGAGUGAUAGAAGAAGUAAGGUUGAGUUAUGGGAUGAGCUGAGCCGGAAAAUUAUAGAAGAGGGUGGGAGAUGGUUGCUGGCAGGGGACUAUAAUGUUGUUUGGUGUCUUGAAGAAAAAAGGGGAAGGACAUGUAUGAGUGUAGAUAUGUUGGAGUUUGAUGCUUUCAUAGAGUCAACAGGAUUGGUUGAUAUUAAGUUGGCCAAUCGGAAGUUUACAUGGUAUAGACCAGAUGGUACAUCCAUGAGCAGAUUGGAUAGGAUAUUGAUGACUGUGGAGAUGAGCAGUAUGGGUGAGGAAUGGGUGCAGCAAGGGUUGAGGAGAGAUAUAUUCGAUCACUGUGCCAUUGUUUUGAAAACAAGAGUCACGGAUUGGGGGCCUAAACCUUUUCGGGUGUUGGACGUUUGGCAGCAACAUCUAGAUUUUAAGAAAGUAGUUGAAGGCAAAUGGACUGAGAUGGUGGUUGAUGGGUUUGCAGGUUAUAGAUGCUUACAGAAAUUAAAGAUGUUGAAGAAUUUUUUGAAAGGGUGGAAUAAGGAAGUGUUUGGGGAUAUAGAAGUUCAAUAUCAAGCUGUUGUGGAUAAGGUUGCUCGGAUUGAUAUGAAGAAUGAAGAGGCUGAUUUAGAAGGGGAAAAGGUUGCAAACGAUAGAAAGGUUCAUAAUAACAUUAAUGGGUUUGCAUGUGAAGGCAAGUGGGUGGAGGAGCCAAAGGAGGUGAAGAAAGAGGUUGUCAGGUACUUUAGUAAGAUGUUUGACGGAGAAUCAUGGCAACGUCCCAAGCCUGUCGGAAUCAAUUUUAAACAGAUCUCGGAAGAGAAGAAAGCGGAAUUAGAAAGGCCCUUUUCUGUAGAGGAGAUUGAGGAAGGAUUGAAGAGCUGUGAGGGAACUAAAGCACUUGGGCCAGAUGGAUUUAAUUUUAAUUUUCUCAAAUGUGUGUGGAACUGUUUGAAGGAGGAUUUUAUGAGCUUUUUUGAGGAAUUCCACCAUAAUGGCAGGAUGGGCUUUGGAAUGAAAUGGCGCGGGUGGAUUAGAGAAUGUCUUUCAACAGCAAGGAUUUCUGUAUUAGUUAACGGGAGCCCGACGGAGGAGUUUGGGAUGGGAAGAGGUUUAAAGCAAGGUGACCCGUUAUCACCGUUUCUUUUUUUGAUAGUUGCUGAGGGGUUAAAUGGGUUAGUUAGGAUAGCAGAAACUGAAGGAAUGUUACAUGGCCCAGCAGUGGGUAAUAAGGGGUUAACUGUUUCUUUGUUUCAAUUUGCUGAUGAUACGGUGAUUUUGGGGAAUGCUGACAGCGAAAAUAUAUUUGCGGUGAAGACCAUUUUAAGAUGUUUCGAGUUGAUGUCUGGAUUAAGGAUUAAUUUUUCCAAGAGUAGUGUGGUCGGUUAUAAUGUGUCAGAAAGGUGGAUUAAAGGGGCAGCAAGUGUCUUACAUUGUGGUGUUGGGGAAACUUCAUUUAUGUACUUUGGGUUGCCGGUUGGUGGGAAGAUUAGGUGUACGAAGAUGUGGGAACCGGUUCUGAAAAAAUUUCGAGCCAAGCUUGCCGUCUGGAAGUCUUCUACGCUGCCUUUGGUGGCCGCAUCACUCUACUCAACUCGUAUUCAACGGGCUUUCUUGUGGGGUGGGGUGGAGUUAAAGCGGCGAAUUCAUUGGGUUAAGUGGGAUUAUAUUUGUUUCAGUAAGAGGAAGGGAGGCCUAGGAGUGUUAGAUUUAUGUAGGAAAAACUGGGCGUUAUUAGGAAAAUGGUGGUUCAGAUUAGGGGAUGGGGUGGAGGGUUUGUGGAAGAAGGUGGUGAAGGAGAAAUAUUAUGGGGGUAGGGAAGAAGUAGAUAUUAUGGCAUUGGAGAGUGUGAGGGUAUCUCAGAUUUGGAGGGAUAUUAUCGGUAUAGGUCAACGAUCUGGAAGGUUACAGGAUAUGUUGGUCAAGGGGUUCAAAUGGGAGGUAGGGGAGGGUUGUCGAGUGGGGUUGUGGAGGUCGAUUUGGGUGGGGGAGAAAGCUUUACGGGAAUUGUGUCCUAGAUUGUUUGAGUUGGCUGUAAAUAAGGUGGGAUUAGUAAGUGAGAUGGGGGGCUGGGAGGCGGGUAGUUGGCGGUGGAAUAUAAUUUGGAGGAGAGGGAGGUUUGGAAGAGAGAAGGAUGAGGAGUUGAUGUUGUGGGAGGUGUUGAGUACAGUUGGUAUUAAGGUGGGAGUUGAAGAUCGUUGGCAGUGGAUUCAUGUUUCAGAUGGGAAGUACGUGGUGAAAAAAGCUUAUGAGUUUUUGGAAUCGACGGAAUCUAUUCUUAAUGAUUGGUUGUGUAAGUUAAUUUGGUGUCGUUUAGUACCCUCUAAAGUAAGCUUCUUUGGGUGGAGAUUAUGUCUUCAGAGACUUCCAACAAAAUGGAAUUUGCAAAAGAAAGGAGUGGCAUUAGAGGGGGGCUUAAUGCGUGGGUUGUGUAAUGAGGAGGUGGAAGAUAUUAAUCAUGUGUUUUGUUCAUGUAAGGAAGUUUGGUUAAUUUGGGUUAUGGUUUUGUCUUGGUGGGGUUUUGAGGUUGUGUUGCCGGAUAUUCUGGAGGGGGUAGUAGAAAUUUUCUUGUUUGGGUUGGGUAAGGUGGUAGGGAAGGAGUUGGGUGCAAGCCUCUUUCUUGUUACAUCAUGGUAUAUAUGGUAUUGGAGGAACUGUAGAGUAUUCAAGGGAGAUGUGGCUCUUCGGGAGGGGUUGUUGGCUAUGAUAUAGGAAAAGACUUUCUUCUGGUGCAAGAAUAAAGUGUAGGGAUGUGUAUUUUCGGUUAGUGAUUGGAAGCUAAAUCCGCAUGGGUGUGCUGCAGCUAUGAGAAAUCAUAAGAGGAGGCAAAAGGAGUUCCAUCUAAACCAAACAGGAAGGGUAUAGAGGUAGCAGUAGCCAGAUGAUUCCUUAUUAUUUUUGUUUCCAUUGGGUUUAAUUUAAUUUUGUAUAUGGGUUAGAGUACCCCUUGUACUCUGCAUUAUAAAGUUGAUUUUUGCUA
Rubroshorea leprosula is the source of this 3531-nucleotide messenger RNA. Lineage: Eukaryota; Viridiplantae; Streptophyta; Magnoliopsida; Malvales; Dipterocarpaceae. The record is from the annotation of a GenBank genome assembly.